GGGAGAUAGGGUUAUGGUUGAUAUUUUCCCAAAGAAGAGCAGUUUAAGCAAAAGUACAGAGUUACUUACUGCUUUAGCUAGAUGCUAAAUUAGUCAGUGAGCAAUCUGAAGUGAAAGGAAGGAAAAUGCUAUCUUUGUUUCAGCGCUGAGUUUUUGUGCAACAUUAGCUCUACUUAGCUAGUUCUCUCAAACCAAGGCUCUCGAGGAGGCAGCCUCUUUUCUUUCCUCCACACCACUCAUUUCUCGCGCCCGGUUAAUGUGACGGGCGGACCGACAUGUGGGUCAGUAAUGGAACAGUCGGAAGGACCCUCUCCAUGGAUAUAGACACAGACUAUGAAAGGCCCAAUGUGGAAACUAUUAAAUGUGUGGUGGUAGGGGACAAUGCAGUGGGCAAAACCAGGCUCAUCUGUGCCCGCGCCUGCAAUGCUACCCUCACACAGUACCAGCUGCUCGCCACCCACGUGCCAACCGUCUGGGCCAUCGACCAGUACCGCGUGUGCCAGGAGGUGUUGGAGAGAUCUAGGGAUGUGGUGGAUGAGGUCAGUGUCUCCCUAAGACUAUGGGACACCUUCGGUGACCAUCACAAAGAUAGACGCUUCGCUUAUGGCAGGUCUGACGUGGUAGUGCUGUGUUUCUCCCUGGCCAACCCCAACUCCCUGCGUCACGUCCGCACCAUGUGGUACCCUGAGAUCAAGCACUUCUGUCCCCGCACCCCUAUCAUCCUGGUGGGCUGCCAGCUGGACUUGCGCUACGCCGACCUGGAGGCUGUGAACCGUGCCCGCAGACCCCUGGCCAAACCCAUCAAGCCCACAGACAUCCUGCCUCCAGAGAGAGGGCACGAGGUGGCCAAGGAGCUGGGCAUUCCCUACUACGAGACCAGCAUCGUGGCCCAGUUUGGGGUCAAGGAUGUGUUCGACAACGCCAUCCGUUCCGCUCUCAUCUCCCGCCGUCACCUUCAGUUCUGGAAGUCCCACCUGAAGAGAGUCCAGCGGCCCCUCCUCCAGGCCCCCUUCUUGCCCCGGCCCCCACGCCCUGUGGUGGGCAUCCCUGACCCCCCUCCCAUCGACGGAGAAGCCCCCGACUCCCUCCUCUGCCAACCGCUUUGCGCCGAUGUCCUCUUCCUACUCCAAGGCGGCGCCACGCGUGUCUUCGCACACAAAGUCUACCUGGCCACCUCCUGCUCCAAGUUCUACGACCUCUUCACCCUGGAUCUGCUGGCCAUCGAGGCGGAUUGGGAGGGAGAUGAGCGCGCCGAGAGCGGUGAGGAGGAUGAACAGAGUAGGAGAGGUGCCAAAGAGCAGGCAGGGCGUACUAAGAGCUUGGACAUCGAUAAUGAUGGGGAGGGUGGAGCCAGGGGAAUCAAACGACCACCCAUGCUCCAGCAGGGCUCCCUGAGGACUUCCAAAAGUGAUAACGCACUCCCCGCCAGGAGCCAGUGCUCCGUGGGGCCCCUGGGGGCCGGCCGUGGCCUUUCUGGCUGGGGGAGGGGCUUCCUGAGUGUGUACCUGGAGCACGUAGCUGACCCCGAGACGGGGCGACCACGCCUCAUGACCGUGGUCUCCAUGGACGGUCUCAUACAGGGAGAACCCUUCCAGGCGGUGCUGCAGUACCUCUACACAGGCAGUCUGGAUGAGGGCCGUGGGGAUCUGAUGCAGGUGGCCACCAUUGCUGAGCUGCUGGAGGUGUUUGACCUGAGGAUGAUGGUGGCCAAUGUGCUGAAUCGUGAGAGCUUCAUGAAUCAGGAGAUCACCAAGGCCUUCCACGUCCGUCGAGCCAACCGCAUCAAAGAGUGCCUUAGCAAGGGCACCUUCGCUGAUGUGGUGUUCUGCCUGGACGAUGGCUACCUGCCGGCUCACAAGCCUCUGCUCAUCUCCAGCUGUGACUGGAUGGCCGCUAUGUUCCGCGGAUCCUUCAUGGAGAGCUACAUCAAGGAGGUGUCCAUCCCUGACACCAGUAGUGCCUGUAUGCGUGCGGUGUUGGAGUUCCUAUACUGUGGGCUGGUGACGGCCUGUCCUGACUGGGAGCCUAUGGAGCUCAUCGUCCUAUCCAACCGGCUAUGUCUGCCACGCCUCGUUGCCCUCACAGAGCAACAUGUUGUGGAUGAGCUGCUACAGUGUUUGGUGAAGGGAAUAGACAUUGACGGACAGGUGCUUGCUUACCUGGAGUUGGCUCAGUUCCACAAUGCCAAGCAGCUUUAUGCCUGGUGUCUCCAUCACAUCUGCACCAACUACAACAGCGUUUGUCGCAAGUUCCCCAAAGACAUGAAGGUCAUGUCUCCAGAGAACCAGAGGCACUUUGAGAAGCAGCGGUGGCCUCCAGUGUGGUUCCUGAAGGAGGAGGAUCGCUACCUGCGCUCUCAGAAGGAGCGCCAGCGGGAGGAAGAGAUCCUCCGUAAGCAGCACACCAAGAGGGGCUGGUGCUUCUGGAGACACCCGUCCUCCUCACCCCACGUCUCCUGAGGCUGUCGCCCCUCCAUGACCCCUCCUAACCUCAGACUGAGGAAGCCAUGAGCCUACCACCCCUCCAUAACGAGAGAGCCAAGUCUCACCUCUGUAUGAUUGUCUGUGGUUGUACUGGGGACCAGAAGUCCUCACAAGGACCAUUUGGACAACUGGGGACAUUUUGCCAGUCCCCACAAAGAAAAGGGCUAUUUUAAGUUUAGGGGUUAGGUUUAGGGUUACAAUUGGGGUUCAGGUUAGAAUGAAGGCUAGGAGUUUAUUUUUAGGGUUUGGGGUUAAGGGUAAGUUUUGGGUUAGGGAAAAUAGGAUUUUGAAUGGGAAUAAAUGUGUUGGUCCACACAAAGGUAGUAAAACAAACGUGUGUGUGUGUGCACGUAUGUGUGAGGUUCUCCACCCCCACAGCUGUAGGUCAGGCGUGGGCAAUUUUCUAUACCCCAGCUGGCCUCUUCUUGCCAGGCCGCAGUCCAGUGCUGCCUCUUCCCCCUGAGCUCCACCCAGCCACCAACCGGGGGUGAUGGGACUGGGAACAAGGGCUCUCUCUGUCUCUCAGUCACACAGAUGCUAAAGACCAUUCCACAGACCACUGCGAAGACUCCCCUAUGGGGAGGUUACCUCUGCCUUCAAGUCUAUUCAGACUGUUAGAAUACUGGACCAGACCGUUAGCCAGAGGCGCGCCAGCGCUGGUCCAACACACAAGGAGGAAUGUUUAUGUUUGGUUUUCUUUCGCCGUGAGGUCUGGUCAGGGGUAAUGACACACACCACCCAAAGACACACGCAGUGUUGAAGACCCUGAUGACCAAAAUGGCGGCAGGGAUUUCAAAUUAGAGUUGAGCCGAUCCCAGACCUGGGUGUUUUGCUUCAGAGUCUCUGACCACCACUUAUGCCUGUCUACUCAUCCAUAGACUUUGUCGUCCAUUUUGGAAAAGUUUGACACCAUUUUGUUUUCUUUCGGGUCUCAUCCCAGUGAAGCUCUGUGUUGGAGGUUUGAAUCCUAAAUGUUGUUCUAGGGUACCUAGACUGUUCUAGAAUCACCUGUCUCAAAGGGAGGGGGAAUAAAGGGGGUAGUCUAGGUUUAGGAACCUGCUCCAGCCCAGCAGAUGGCUGGUGGUUCAAGCACGCAUCAUGAUCCCCCCAACCCACACAUAACACUAAGAGGAGAGGCCAACAGUGCUGAACAAACUGACCAAAUCCCCCUCAAAGACAUUCAAAGUGAACACUUGAUAGCAAUUCUGGAUCAGAGGGCUAUUUGAUACCACUGCCAUGGGAGGGAGUAAGAAGCAGAACUGAACAGAGUUCUUGCUCUGCCUUGAUUGACCACUAGGGUGCCCCUCAGCCAGCCUGCCUUUACUCAUCCUUACCACAGGGGGCAGCACUGCUCAGGGUACCAUCUUCAACCGUCACCCGGAGCAAACAGGAGUUUUCUCCCCUACCUGUUUAUAUCCUUGAUUCCAGUAGCUUUUGACUUUUUUCUUUUAUUCCAGUUGUAUUUGAAAGGCAACUUUAGCUGUUUGUCCUCACAUAGUGUUGAAAGGUAUUAUACCAAAAAUGAAGCUGUGACAUGUUCUCUCCCUCCAGUCUUCUCUCCUCCUCCGUAACAUGGAAAAUAUGGGAGGAAAGGAAAAAGGGAUUAGAAAAGGAGGAAUAAUCUUUUGAUCCCUGUCUGUGUGUCUUUAAAGCUGUAGUGUCAGGUAAAACCCAAGUGUCACUGCAGCACAUUGUCUUUCACACCUCUAGCUGGAAUUGAAAACGGUGCUCAAUAUGUCUACUAAAAGACACUAUGACACACUUACACACACACACACACUUACAUACACACACAUACACUUAAGCAUACACACACUUAAACAUACAUGCACACCUUGAUCCUUUUCUGUCCACUAAAUUUGAAAUGUCCUUCAUCAGUGUUAAUAUGCAGGAACCUGAUCUACAAAGAUAAUGUUACAUUCACAUCUGAUGCACAAGUGUCCUAUGAACGGUUUAGGAUCUCUUGGAAAAGCUUGAGGGGUUUUGGGUUAUUUUUCCUUAUCCAAAGGUUAUGUGGCAGUCUAAUAGGCGUUGUGUUAGUGAAUAUAUUCAGAGUAUUAUUCAUUUCAAUGAUGGUCGUUUCAGUAUGAGUAGAGUUGAAUCUUAACAUUAAGUUAAAUACAUCAUUUGCAAUACAGUAUUAGACCAAAUAUUGGACUUGCUUUUAGUUUCAGAGUGCAGUUUUAUUUAUUUGCGAGGGAGUGUGAUGUUUCAAUCAGUUGUUAACAAAGAGGAUGCAGUUCCAGCUUUUAGUUGAAUGCUAUUGGAGUUGGAUGUUGAACUGCUGAGGAACUCUUCAUAACCCACUGCACCUUUAAGAUCUCCAUGAAUCCACCACAGUGUAUCAGAACAGGCGUGUUGAAAGAAGAAGUUAACUAGUAAAGCGUUGUUCCUGUGUUUUAUUUUCUUCUCUUUAAGAGUGAAAAACAAGACUUUUUGACAAGUUCUUUAUUAAGCACUGUUGUUCUAUUUGUGGCUUUGAGAUUUCCAGUAACAUUUCUGUCAUAUAAUAGGGGCUCUUAUCCAGAGCGAAUAGGGUUCAAUUCUUUGCUCAAGGGCACAUAGGCAAAUUUGUCACCUCUGGGAUUAGAACCAACAAUCUUUCGGUUACUGGUCCAACGCUCUUACCCGCUAGGCUACUUGCCAACGGUGACCAACAGCGGGAGUUGGAUAGAUGGUGUGAAACAUGGCUCCUUUUGCUUUUCUCCACAGAAGACAUGUUUUGAGUCUUCAACGGCUACUGAAAUAGCUGUACGGUAGGAUCUCACGGGACCCAAGUGAGAAUUGGGCAGACCUUACCAACAAAAUGUAGAAGGGAAAGUAACCCAGGCUGACCUUACCAACAAAAUGUAGAAGGGAAAGUAACCCAGGCUGACCUUACCAACAAAAUGUAGAAGGGAAAGUAACCCAGGCUGACCUUACCAACAAAAUGUAGAAGGGAAAGUAACCCAGGCUGACCUUACCAACAAAAUGUAGAAGGGAAAGUAACCCAGGCUGACCUUACCAACAAAAUGUAGAAGGGAAAAUAACCCAGGCAUCUUAAAAAUAGUCCUAGUGCCCCUAUUUAGGGCUGGGAUAUUAGAACAUUCAUCUGGGGUUGACGUGGGGACAUACAGAUGUUUUCACUUCAUGACCCCUUGCUAUGCCCCAAGGAGGAGUUAUUUGAGUCCUACUAAUGUUAGACAUGCCCUACAAAGCCUUCCCUCAUGGUUUGUGCCUUAAAAAUGUACAUCCACUAUUAGGAACAGAGUACACUCUUUAAGUGUACAGUGUAGUGUAGUUUUAAGGUAGUUGUAUACAGUUACAGACAGGUUCUGCAAAGGAUAAUAGCUGAACUGAUUGAUUUAGUGUCUGGUUAUGCUAACACACCUAGUCUCACCCCCCACCCAGGCCAGAGAGGCAGGUCUCUCCCUGGUCUGUCUCCUACAACUGAGCCUCCCUCUGGGGCAAAAGACCCCAGCCCUCCUGGAGAGACACUGGGUCUGCUGGUGGUCAGUCAACGACAGUCCUUAAAUUAGUAGAUGAAGGGGAUUUCAUAUAUUGUAUGGUCUGUUUCUGGUUGGCAAACUGAUUGAGUCAGUCCUAAACCAGCAGAGGAGCCACUGUAAACCCCUAGAGACCCAGGGUUCGACACCUCUGACCUCGCGGAUACCAAAGCUUACUAUGAGGAUACUGGUUUCCUUGUGUGGAUGAUGGUCAAUACUUGUGGGAUGUGGUUAUUAGUAUUUUUGCAUGGUGGCCUAAUGUUGGCAUUGUAAUGACACUUUUCUCUUGACUUUUAAUAUUGGAUUGCACUUUUCUUAUUUUCUGUCGUUUUACCUCUGCCUUUUUGUGCUUGGCAUGGACUACUUCUUUCAAAAGUUUAUACAAAAAACAAUGAUAUUUUGUAGCAUGGGGUCUCCUUUUGUUUUUUAACGGUCCAUGUGGUGUACUUGGUGAGUGGGUGUCUCAUGCUCACGGACAAAGACAAAAUGGACUCAGUGGUAUUAUUCAUAGCAUUAGUGGCUGACAUUGAAGCCUGUGUCUAUAUUGUGGGAAGCCUCUUUAGUCAUAAUAUUCAAAUUUUAUAUAAUAUUAUUCUCAGAAUAACAUUGACGGUACACAGGAAUUUUACAGAGAUGUCUUGCUUCUUGUACACUGUUAUAGCAUUAUCUUAGCACUGUUCUGUGGUGUAUUGGAAGCAGCAGGUUAGAUAUGAGACAUGGUAUUCUUGGGUUGCCAGCUGUUGGGCAUGUGUUUGCCCCAGGAAUUGACAGUGCUAGUACAGUACAUAGUUGUAGUUUGCCACUCCAGUUCUAACACUAUAUGAAUCCAUACACCUUGAGAAUGUCCCAUUUAUACAACGGGCUGCCUUGGGAGCUAAAUGGACUGUUUUGAUUGGACUUGUAAAACGAUUCCUUGGCUUUGACCAGCCACCGACAGUUGAGCCACAUUUACCCCUAGUAGCUCAUUUCUGUAACUUUGCAUUUAGUGUGAGAUGAUGGACUAUCAUUUGAACUGCGGUUACUGCACUACUGUCAUUUAGUCCAGACUCUUGUAUGAUGUCACUUUAACAUCACCCUAGUUCAGAUUAGCUAUAGAGUGUAGGAGUAUAAACUCAAGAAAACAUGAGUGUUCCUAUGAGAAUUUGCUGUAGCAUUGAUUAAGCUAAUAUUUUCUAACAUGACAUUUAUUCAUGGAAAGCAACCAUUGUUGUUUGCCCCUGGCCUGGCGUCUCCUGUGCCUUUUGAGAUAUUCUCACGCUGUUGCCUGUUUCCCCGAGCCCUCCUAUAGGCUUGCCAUAUGCAUGAGGGGGCCUCCACUGCCUUCUGGGUUCAGGUUGGCACCCAAGCUGAAAACACGCGUGCACACAUUGAACCAGGCAGCUUUCCUUCUUGUCUCUUCGUGCCUGUGGAUCAACCCAUCUUUCGUAAAUCCUAUGCUGUGUACCAGAGAGGCUCUGUUACUGAGGCCUACGGUAGUCUACAGUAGUAAGGCACCCGACUUGGGAGCUUACAAAUAUGUCACCCAAACCUUGUUACAUCAUCCAAACAAGCUAAGCUAUAGAUAAUAAACUGUGGAAAAGACAUUGAGAUCCAACAGAUUUCAGAUUUCGUAACAAACUGAUCUUUUGCACUCGGCAGUCUGUCAAGGCCUGCACUUUCCGUCUAUUAUGUAGCCUUUAAACCACGUGUGUACUAAUAAAUUAUUAAACCAAGAUUUACCAGCUUGCCUGAGCAGUCAGAAACAACUUCAAUCCAAAUCUGGCUCCUGCUCUCUCUCUUUCUCUCUCUCUCUCUCUCUCUCUCUCUCUCUCUCUCUCUCUCUCUCUCUCUCUCUCUCUCUCUCUCUCUCU
Molecule: messenger RNA, 7818 nt
Organism: Oncorhynchus masou masou (cherry salmon)
Lineage: Eukaryota; Metazoa; Chordata; Actinopteri; Salmoniformes; Salmonidae
Gene: rhobtb4
Product: Rho related BTB domain containing 4
Biological process (GO): engulfment of apoptotic cell; establishment or maintenance of cell polarity; regulation of actin cytoskeleton organization
Cellular component (GO): cytoplasmic vesicle; cell projection; cytoskeleton
Molecular function (GO): protein kinase binding; GTP binding; GTPase activity
Source: RefSeq, a predicted model, not a curated record